Molecule: messenger RNA, 2110 nt
Organism: Coregonus clupeaformis (lake whitefish)
Lineage: Eukaryota; Metazoa; Chordata; Actinopteri; Salmoniformes; Salmonidae
Product: glutamate receptor ionotropic, kainate 2-like
Exons: 2
Coding region: 145-498 (117 amino acids)
Source: RefSeq, a predicted model, not a curated record
ACCAACACUUUACAUGUUGCGUUUAUAUUUCUGUUCAGUAUAUAUCGUUUUUGAUCAUUUUAUUUUCUGUCCCCAACAGGGUCUCCAUACCGGGACAAGAUCACCAUAGCGAUCCUGCAACUGCAGGAAGAAGGGAAGCUGCACAUGAUGAAGGAGAAGUGGUGGAGGGGGAACGGCUGUCCGGAGGAUGAGAAGAAUAAGGAGGCUAGCGCUCUGGGGGUGCAGAACAUCGGGGGUAUCUUCAUCGUGCUGGCCGCAGGGCUGGUGCUGUCUGUGUUCGUGGCUGUUGGGGAGGUCCUGUACAAGUCUAAACAGAACGCAGCGCUAGAGAAGCGCUCUUUCUGCAGUGCCAUGCUGGAAGAGCUGCGUGGCUCCCUGAAGUGCCAGCGGCGCCUCAAGCAGAAGCCGCAGCCGCCGGUCAUCGUCAAGACCGAGGAGGUCAUCAACAUGCACACAUUCAACGACAGGAGACUGCCAGGCAAGGAGACGAUGGCAUGAUGGGGGUCAAAGGUCAAAAAUACCCCUGAAAAGGUCAAAACACAGCCAGAAGAUCUGGAGGGGUUGAAUGAACGUUAAUGUAAUGUUAACAUAACCUGAAACUAUAUUGCAUUGGUCCCCUGCUUUGGUAGUAUGGUAGAGAUGUUUCCUGUGGAAAUGUAGAUGUGUCAACAUGACUGGAGAUGAUGUGUCACCUCACGGUGGCCAACACUUUUCGAGAGGGACUUUUGCAGAGGACAAGUUGAAGGAUUGUGAGAAUGAUGGAUCUUUGAGAUGGAUCUCGAUAGGGACUCGAAGAGGAGAACUCAAAAUGCAUGUCUGUUGAGGCUGCCUUUGUGUUCAAGCUUCACAGUCAGUGACUUUGCACACAUGCACACACACCUGUUCAGAGCAUCAUACCGUAUCUUGAGACCAUAACACCCCAAUAAAUUAGUUGAUGUUGUUUUUUUCUGUUAUGUCAAUUACACUUUUGUCAAAUCUCCGUGUGUGUGUCCAGUUGAUAAAAAUGGAGCUCAUAUCAUUAUGAGAAGGAAUGUUACAAAGUGCUAAAAUGUUGAAUAAGAACUGUAUAAAGAAAAUAGAGAGGAUAAAAUAUGUAUUUAUUUCAUUUGAAAUCAUUGACGUUGAUUGAGCUCCCUAAUACUCAUUGUUUAUCUUCUGUAAUGCCUUUAUCGUGCCAAAGUUCGGGGAUUGUAAAGAACUGACAUAUUACUUUCAAUGCCUCCACAAACAUGCUGUACGGUGUCAAAAAUCACAUUACAGUCUGCCAUUUUGAGUCAAUAUCUACUGUUUUUGUAUACAGACAAAGUUUUGUAGUACUUUCUAUCAUAGUCUAGCAUUCUCUGUGGACUUCACAUAUGUAGCAGGUGGGAGCCCCCUUCCCCCAACAUUCUGACUACUGGUGAUUCAGGGGUCCCUGUUGUGAGAUGACAAGCAUAUCUGGACGUUCUAGAGCUGCCCUCAUCUCCCUACUAAACAGUGGCUGUGUCUCAAUAGUUUUAACUUUCCAUUCCUUGUGUACUUUCCUCUAUGACCACUGAUACUGUAGGACAUGACAGGUGGAAGCAAUAUAGUGGACACCUAUCCAGUCUUUUAUGUAUCAGUGGUCAUGAAGGAUGAGCAUUCAGUCAGAGUGCUCAUUCAGAAUAGGGUGAAGUUGCCCGUAGAUGCUGAUCUUUGGUUACUUUUGCAUUUUUACACUAAAGGUUCAGUUUAGGAUUGGGGAAGGGGAAGAUGAUCCUACAUCUGUGCCUAGGGGAAACUUCAUCCUGGAGUGUCUCAUUUCCAAAUGGGUCCAUCCCCAGAAAAUAGAAUAUAAAAUACAAGGGUCCAUGUUUCUUAAAAUAUUUAUUCUGUACAUGAAUAAAUUAAUGUAGAAUUUGAGUAAUUUCAAAAAACCAUUUAUGAAAAAUACAGGGGGGGACCUAGUUCACAGGCUUUUAAUUUUUUUCCAGUAUUGCUUGCCGUUUUCUACCCUGCUAGAUUCAGUGUUACAAAGUGUAAAUGGUUGAAUAAUUUGGAAGAUUUAUCAGAAAAUAUCCAAUUGUAUUGUCAACAAAAAAAUGAGGUAAUAGAAUGUAUUUGACAUUGAUGCAAGGUUUUGCAAAAAAAA